This is a messenger RNA of Vigna radiata var. radiata (mung bean), 1428 nucleotides long. RefSeq lists its product as uncharacterized. Gene Ontology annotation, molecular function: nucleic acid binding; zinc ion binding. The transcript has a single exon. The coding region runs from base 1 to 1428 and encodes 475 amino acids. The record is from RefSeq and is a predicted model, not a curated record. Lineage: Eukaryota; Viridiplantae; Streptophyta; Magnoliopsida; Fabales; Fabaceae.
AUGGCCAGAAUGUUCCAGAGUUCCAUGCCGGUGUUCGAUGGGAAGGAUUACGAAGAUUGGUGCGUUAAAAUGGACGCAAUUUUAGGGUUCCAAGAGAUCGAUGAUAUUGUCAAUAUUGGGUUUAAAGAACCAACAAAGAGCGAUUCAGAAGAAACAAAGAAGGUCUACAGAGACAAUAAAAAGCUUGACUGCAAAGCACGCAUGAUUCUUCAUCAGUGCGUUUCUGCAACUAUUUUCCAGAAAAUCUCAAAAGCAACGACAGCUGAGGAAGCCUGGGAUAUACUACAAGACGGGUAUGGCAACUCAGGAAAGGUAAAGAAAGUGAGACUUCAAUCUUUACAGAGACAGUACGAGCUUCUAUGUACGGGGGAACAAGAAACCAUAAAAGCAUAUAUUGGAAGAAUUCAGGUGGUCGUGAAUGCAAUGCGGGCAUGUGAUAAAGUGGUCAAAGAAAAGAAGAUCGUAGCGAAAAUCCUGAGAACAUUGCCACCUCAAUUCGAUCAUAUAGUUGUGGCGAUUGAGGAAAGCAAAGAUACAGAAAAGAUGAAGGUUGAAGAACUGCGAAAUUCUCUUGAAGCGCAUGAACAACAUCUUGCAAAGAGGAAAAUUGCAGAAAUGAAUACAACAGAAAACACAGCCCUACAAGCUAGAAGCAAUCAAAAUUACAAGACUCGUGGAACUGGCAGAGGAAGAGGAAAAUUUCGAGGUGGUCGCGGUGGUCGAAAUGGAGGCAGGUAUUCAAAUAGCUCCGAACAUAUUAAAGAUGAUAACAGUGGUGAUCAACGAGAGGGAAAUUACAGAGGUAGAGGAGGAAGAAAGCAUACUGACAAAAGGAACGUGCAAUGCUUCACAUGCAACAAGUUUGGUCAUUAUUCAUCUGAAUGUUGGCACAACGAGAACGCCAAGAAAGAAACGAAUGAAGAGGCGAAUCUUGUCAAGGAAGAAUUAGAAUCUGAUUCUGAUAUUGUCUUGUUAAUGACGAUUUCAGGAAACAAUGAUAAAGAAAGAACUGCGCAGAACAGACACGUUCAAAAGAUAAACAGUGUUGGUGACGAGUGUGCAGAGAAGGUAGGUGAGACAGAAUACGUGUCACUUGCCGGGCAAACAUUCCAUGCAAAGGAAGAAGACACGACGUGGUACUUGGACACGGGUUACUCUAACCACGUGACAGGUAAUAGAAGAUGGUUGCUUGAUUUAGACACCAGUAUGAAGGGCACAAUACAUUUUGCAGAUAAUAGAUAUAUUAAAGCUGAAGGGUCAGGCAAGGUUAUGAUCACUCGGAAAAAUGGCAGACCAGUGUUUAUACACAAUGUGUGGUAUGUGCCCACUAUAAAGAAUAACCUCCUCAGUCUCGGUCAGGUACAUGAAAAGGGAUUCACCAUGAAGAUGCAACACAGGCAUAUUGAAGUAUUUGAUGAAAGGCAAUGA